GGAGGAAGAGGAGCAGGAGGAGGGAGAGUGGUGGUGGUGGUGGUGGUGGUGGGGAAGAUGUUCGCCUCGGUGGGCCCUCGGGGCGGCCCGCGCCCACCCGUCGCCCCGGCCAUCCCGGAGCCGGACCUGAGCCACCUGACGGAGGAGGAGAGGAAGAUCAUCAUGGCUGUGCUGGCUCGGCAGCGGGAGGAGGAGGCGAAGGAGGAGGCCAUGUUAAAAGAAGAGAAGCCUAUCCAAGCAAGAACGGUGAACCUGGUUGGGCAGAAAAAACCUCCCCAGCAAAAUGAUGUCCGAGGCAUCCAGCAGCAGCUGUCCAGCUACAGGGAGACGGUGAUCCGGCAGGCUACGGCGGCGACGGGGACAGCCGUUCACCGGGAUGACGCACCAACCUGCGGCAUCUGCCACAAGACCAAGUUUGCAGACGGCUGUGGGAACCUGUGCUCGUACUGCCAGACCAAGUUCUGCGCCCGCUGUGGGGGAAGAGUCUCCCUGAGAUCCAACACGGAGGACAAAGUGAGAUGUUCUAUCUGGUUGUGUAUGGACUGGACUGCACAGGAUGCGGAUGGCUUAGUAUCCAGAAGGCGCUUGAACAGAGUCUCGGUGAUCUGGGUUUGUAAUAACUGCCGGAAGCAGCAGGAGCUCCUGACCAAGCCGGGCGAGUGGUUCACUGGUCCGUCUGGGAAGCCUGCUGGCCUUGGUUCAGCUGUCAGCGAGCCAUCUGUGUGCCAAACUCCUGGUGAUAAGAAGCUCCGAUCUCGCUCCCAAGCACCUCCGGGCUCUACCAUCGCAACCCUAGACCCCAACCGACCCAGUGCACCCGGGACCACACCUGGCACCGACGCCCGGUCACGUAGCGAACCACCACGAGACACGAGAAAUGGACGGGGAGGCGGAGCAGCUGGUCGGGGAGAGCGCAGGCCAGGUCAGCCCAGACUGCAGACCCAAGUCUCCAUGGACCGGGAACUCCGAGGCGAGUCCAGGGAGCGUAGGGAAAGCCGGCGGCUGACAAAGGGACGCUCUUUGGAGCACGAUCCUGUGGGAGGAGGUGGCGGGGUGAGACGGACAGAAGAGGGGGGCUACCACCACAUGGACCACAUCGCUGGCCCCCCUCGCCAAGCAGGGCCGGUCCCUCCUGGAGGCCGGGGCCACCCUGUGUCAGGGCAGGGUCAUGGCACGGGCGUAGUGGGGGAGGUGGGCGAUGGCGUUCGGCCUGGGCAGAGGACGGUGGGUGGGGUUGGUGGGCUGCAUGAACACACCCCUGCGCAGCAAGUCCCUCCCCCUGAACUCAGAGAGCCUCCGGGUUCGGGUCCUGGAUCAGUCCCAGGCCAGGGACCCGUAGUGAGACGGACCAAACGGGAGAAGGCUGAGAGCAUGCUGCGCAACGAUUCGCUAAGCUCUGACCAAUCGGAAUCUCUGCGUCCACCGCCGCCGAGACCCUACAAGCCGAAGCGAGGGCUGGGGGCCGGAGGGAAGAGGCAAACCAGCGUCAGCAGUUCAGAGGAGGAGGGAGGGACCACGCCUGAGUACAGCAGCUGCGAGGAUGCUGAGAUCGAAAGUGUCAGUGAGAGAGGCGACUGGGAGUGCUACCCACAUGACCCCACUGUAUGGCAUCAUCCUGUAACCUGGCAGCCAUCCAAGGAGGGAGACCAUCUGAUUGGACGAAUCACCCUCAGCAAGAGGAGCGCCACCAUGCCUAAAGAAGCCGGGGCUCUGCUGGGGUUAAAGGUGGUGGGAGGCAGAAUAACAGAGUCAGGGAGAUUAGGUGCCUUCAUCACUAAAGUCAAGAAGGGAAGCCUGGCUGACGUGGUGGGACAUCUGAGAGCAGGUGAUGAGGUCUUGCAGUGGAACGGGAAGCUGUUACCAGGGGCGACUAUGAAGGAAGUUUACAAUAUCAUCCUGGAGUCUCAAGCUGAGCCGCAAGUGGAACUAGUGGUAUCCAGGCCUAUUGGUGAUAUCCCAAGAAUCCCCGACACGUCCCACCCUCCAUUAGAAUCUACAGGUUCCAGUUCGUUUGAGUCCCAGAAGAUGGAGAGACCGACCUUAAACGUCCUAUCUCCCUCCAGUCCUGGGAUGCUCCAAGACGCUCCACAGCUAAUGCCUGGACAACUCUCAGUAAAGCUGUGGUAUGACAAAGUGAGUCAUCAGCUAAUAGUCAACGUGAUGCAGGCUGCAGAGCUUCCUCUCCGGCCUGAUGGGCGGCCCAGGAGCCCCUACGUCAAAAUGUACUUCCUCCCUGACCGCAGUGACAAGAGCAAACGAAGGACGAAAACAAUGAAGAAGACCUGUGAGCCCAAGUGGAACCAAACAUUUGCCUACACUCACGUCCAUCGCAGGGAUUUCCGCAACCACAUGCUGGAGCUGACUGUGUGGGACCAGCCCAGGUCACCAGAAGAGGACAGCACCUUUAUGGGAGAGAUCCUGAUAGAGCUGGAGACGGCCUUGCUUGACGACAAGCCUCACUGGUAUCCACUCCAAACCCAUGAUGUCUCAUCCAUACCGCUGCCCCAACCCUCCCCAUACCUGCCCCGACGACACACACACACAGACACCCCGGGCAGGAAGCUGCAGCCAGCAGAUGAGCGUGGCAGGGGGAGGCAACGGGAGCCCACGUCUACCCUGGAGGUGCCUGAUCAGCAGAGGACACCCACCCAUCACAUACGUUCCCGCUCAGUCUCCCCGCACCGCGAGGAGCAGGGGCGCAUCCGGUCACGGCCACCAAACGUUCCCACCCAGAGGAGUCUGGAUGAUGAACUUCCUCACGCUCGUCGUUCUCGUUCUCCAACCCGCUACUACGACGCUGCCAGAGGUCGCCACCAGGAGGAGGAGUACCUGGAUGACAGUGAGGUCAUCAUGAUCCACCAGUCAAUGCGAGGCAAAAGUGCUGAGUGCCUCCACACCAGGAGAUCGACUAGGCACAAUAACACACUCCCACCCAAGAUGCCACUUUUAUUCAAUGGUAUCCAAAAAAACACAAACAGUUCGCUGCCUGCAUGUCGAAAGAUAAGCUCUGUCGUGGGAUCGCACAUGGUCAUGGCAACGCGCCGCUCCAUCACACACCGCAUUCAAAUGUUGACAGAUGAGGUGAUGGUUAGUGAUCUUCAACCUUCUCUGGACAGGGUUAGGAGCGCUAGUGCCAACUGUCUAACUCCAGACAAUCAUGUCCCCUCACCAGAGUCUGAAAGAAAAUCUUUGUCCCAUUCCCUGCCCCGGAGACGUCCCGCAAGUCCCAGGAUUCUAAUCCAACACGCUUCCCCUGAAGAUGACAGAAUAUGGAUGCUACUUCCUACUCAAGAGACUUUAAUUCACCUCAGUACAAAGAAGAGACAGCCUCGGACCCUGGAAAAACCUGAAUGUCAGACUCUUGGCAGGAAGCUCUCUGACAGUGGCAGGGGCCUGCUCCAAGGUGGUGUGUCUCUUUCCUCCUCAGUGAUGUCCUCCUCGGCCCGCAGAGUGAGGCAGCUCCCACAGCUUCCCCCCAAGAGCAACACCGUAGAACAAGCCCUGGUAGCAGAGGAGUGUGUUCGUCAGCUCCAGAGGAGGGUUCAUUCCAACCGGGUGUCAGCUGCAACCACUUCCAGCCAACAGGACCUGGACAGUUCCCUGAAGAACAAACAGGAGCUCUACAAGGACCAGAGGAGGAGCAGUGAGAACAUUUCCCAUAAGUCCUCAGACAGUGAUGUCAGCGACGUGUCAGCCAUCUCUCGAACCAGCAGUGCCUCUCGCAUCAGUAGCACCAGCUACAUGUCCAUCCAGUCAGAGAGACCCCGGGGACGCUUCAGCCGGGCCAUGCGCGCAACGGGCCGCCACAUGAUGAAGAGCACCAGUGUGAGUGGUGAGAUCUAUGGCAUGGAGCACGCAGACGGCAGCCAAUCAGACACGGCACUUGGAAGCCUGGGAAGCGGGAUCAAAAAACGGCGCUCGAGCCUCAGCCAACGUGUUGUCGCCAUCCUGCCAUCCAGACGCAGCCGGAGUACCUCACAACUCAGCCAGACAGAGGCGGCGGGUAAGGCGGCGGACAGACAGAAAGAAGCAUCAACAGGUAAGAAGGUGGGUAAGGCAGGCAGCAGCAGCAUACAGAGGAGCGUGGAAACGGGUAUGGCAGUGGAGUACCCACGAGGAGGGACAGCCAUGAACCGGCAGGCCAGCAGAGAAUCCACCGAUGGCAGCAUGAACAGCUACAGCUCUGAGGGGAAUCUGAUCUUCUCAGGGAUGCGGUUGGGUGCUGACAGUCAGUUUAGUGACUUCCUGGACGGUUUAGGCCCCGGUCAGCUGGUGGGCCGGCAAACACUAGCAACACCUGCCAUGGGUGAUGUUCAGAUCGGUUUGAUGGAUAAGAAAGGCCAGCUGGAGGUGGAGGUGAUCAGGGCUCGCGGCCUUACUCCCAAACCAGGCUCCAAAUCCCUCCCAGCUCCCUAUGUCAAGGUGUACCUGCUGGACAAUGGAAAUUGUAAAGCCAAAAAGAAAACUAAGAUUGCACGAAAGACCCUGGAGCCCCUCUACCAGCAGCAUCUGCUCUUUGAUGAGAGUCCCCAGGGCAAGGUGCUUCAGGUGAUAGUGUGGGGCGACUAUGGACGAUUGGACCACAAAUGUUUCAUGGGUGUAGCACAGAUCCUAUUGGAGGAGCUGGACCUCUCAAGCACGGUGAUUGGCUGGUACAAACUGUUUCCGCCGUCCUCAUUGGUGGACCCUACAUUAGCUCCGCUCACACGGCUGGCGUCUCAGACGUCAUUGGACAGCUCAGGACCGCCGCCGGGCGUUCGGUCCUAGUGACCGGAAUGGCGACCGCAAAACCCCCCAAUAUACCUUAAAUGACAAAAUCAUGGACCACAGCUACUGGACCACAACUGAGCAGAGGGCGUGAUCACGCCCGAGGACGACAACCAGAAGCCCUCGGUCAACCAAUGAAAAACCAGAUGGAGAGACAGGGAAUGAGAGAGAGAGAAAGAGAGAGAGGGAGAGACAGAACUAGCCAAUCAAAGCUUAGCUGGAGUCUGACAAUCACGUCUCACACCUUCCCUCUUCCCUCUCCUUGCGCCUUUUUGUUUUCAAAGCUUUGCUUUCUUUGUUUUCUCCUCUGAGCUGCAGCAGUGGAGUUUCUGUCCACGUUCAUUAUUGUUCACUUCUCUCUCUUUCUUUUGUUCUUCCUUUCUCGUGCAGCCCCUAUCAGAGCACCCGAUCAAAGUGGAGUCCUCCACCCAGUAGCCCUCCAGCCAAUCAGAGUAGAGCUUACUGCUAGGCCACAGGGAUGAGUGCGAGAUAGUAAAGUAGCAAACUGAUGCAGCUUCAUGCAGCUGUACCAUCACAUAGAGGUUGGCUGUCGUCUCUACCGGUGUUACCAUGGUAACAGUGUCGGUGUAGAUGAGCACGAGGGGCAGCGGUUUGGCAUGGUUUGGUAACCUUUUUAAGGAAAGGGAGCCUGCACACGCACGUGCACAUUCUUAGCCUUGUUGUGAGAUAUGAAAGCAAGCACAAGAAAAGCUUGACUGCUUUAUUCAGACGGAAGCAAAACAAAAAGUUUUGUUCUUUGUCUAAACAAAGAGGAAAGAAAAUAGAGGCCAAAUUUACUAUUUGCUUUUUAUUUUUCAUUUGGAAUCAUUUUUUCUUCUUCGUUUUAGAGUUCAGAAUGGUACCAUAAGGUGCAGACUCCCUCUGUGUGUGUGUAUGUUUGGUUUUCGAGUGAUGCUGCGCCAAAGGCCGACAAUAAGGUUCAGGUCACAUUCGCCCGAACACCCUUCGCCCAACUUCCACCACCACCACCCCCCAUCUCUUCCCCUUCCUGACCCCUCAAACUCCCCCUGUAGGAGGGAGCAGCAUGACUCGGGGACAUCCCGCCCCGGCCCCAAGCUGCAUGCACGUUUCUUUUGUUCCGUUUGUUUUGUUUCUGUUUUGUUCUCUACUUUUUGUAAAAUCGAAGACGAGACAAAUUAACGAACAAUUCUCAAAAAAACAAAAACAGAAAAAAAGACUAGACUAUGUGUGUUAGUUCCACAUACUUUUAGGCCAGCUUGUAUGUUGCAUGUUCUUGUACAGUUUGCUCGUACUGAAUAUGAAUACAAACCGAGAAAAGCCAAGCCAUCCCCGCCCCCUAACAGGAGCGGACCAAUGGGGGGAAUCAACUCCUCCCAGGCCACGCCUACCACUCUGGGUCUAAAUAUCCAUAUUAGGAAGUCUCCGGAAAAAAAAAGAUUCUCUUUGUUUCUGUUUUUUCUUUGAACCCUUUGAACAACAGUGCUGUUCUGUAGUACUGAGCAUACUCGAGCCCCUGGCGUCACUGAGGCUGUAGGUGUCUAAACUGUAGUUUAAGACAGUCGGGGCUAGAGACAGAGAUAGAGAAUGUGCGUAUAACAGCUAAAUGUAUAUGAAGUAUCAUUAUGAGUUUGACAGAAAUUAUAAAGAUAUAGAUAUAUGAAUAUAAAAAGAGUGUAUCUGACUGUACACCCGUCACAAACACACACACAUGCACACCUUGUACAUACAAAUCAGGAUGAGCGGCUUGAACUUAAGUUAUGAACAAACAAAACAUCGCUGACACACUAACAUUCCUGAUCUUGUUGAGGGGAAUUUGCGUCCUGUCGAUGUGCUCGAGCCGCUGAGCGGCACUGAGCCACAGGGGGGCGCUAAUAGGCCUUUAUUUUUUCCCAGUUGCAGAAAAAAAUGCAGAAACAAUUGGAACAAAGUUUACUUUGUUUUCCUUAAACCCCCCUCCCCCCUGUUUAUUACUAUUGGUUUGGACUGGACUUCUAAAGCCAAUGAGAAAUCUGGUUUUGCAGACAUAUUUUGCAGAUGUUUCUGUUGAAACUCUUGGCGGUGUGGCCGACUGCCCUUUCCUUUGUCAGUAUUACUCCAGGAAUACUGAUUGUUUACAGCCCAUGGCUCCCCACUCCCAAACCACGAUUCUAGACGAAAGACGAAGUAUUCACUGCAACAGUUCUUGUUUGUAUAACAGAUGUGGCUCUACUGAUGUGUAUGUUUUAUAUUCAAGAGUUCAUUUUUAUUAUUUACAAAUAAAAGACUGUGUGGAAGAAGA
Molecule: messenger RNA, 7027 nt
Organism: Thunnus maccoyii (southern bluefin tuna)
Lineage: Eukaryota; Metazoa; Chordata; Actinopteri; Scombriformes; Scombridae
Product: regulating synaptic membrane exocytosis protein 1-like
Exons: 35
Coding region: 58-4767 (1569 amino acids)
Biological process (GO): regulation of synaptic plasticity; regulation of membrane potential; calcium ion-regulated exocytosis of neurotransmitter
Cellular component (GO): cytoskeleton of presynaptic active zone; presynaptic membrane
Molecular function (GO): small GTPase binding; transmembrane transporter binding
Source: RefSeq, a predicted model, not a curated record